AUGUUCAACACAACUCUGAGCCCCUCCACCAACCUCUACGUGAACUCUACCUCCCCUAGUGGCCCCCGUGGGAUCCCACCGUGGUACCAGUUCCACGUGUGCGGUGCGUCCCCCUGGGCCUUCAUCUUCUACUUUGGGGUCAAGGUGUUCAACCUGGCAGUGGGGACGCCCUGUAACGCCCUGGUCAUUUGGCAGAUCGCCUCCAGGAAAAGGGAAGCGUCCACCUCGGACAUCUUCAUCUUCAACCUGGCCAUCUUGGACAUCUACUUCUGCCUCAUGACGCCCGUAGAGAUGGUCAACCGGCUGCUGCUGGACGACAGCCGCAUCUGGUAUUUUCAGAGGUUCUCGUAUGGCGUCAAGGACCUGACGCCACUCUUUCUGGUGUGUAUCUGCCUUGACCGCUACACGGCCGUGGUCCACCCGGUUCUGUUCGCCGGUAUCCGAGACAAUAAGAUCCGCAUCGGCAUUUCCGCGGUGGUCUGGGCCCUCACCCUGGCUUUCGGCCUCACCUCGUCCAUCCUGGGAGUCGGGAGCACCAACGAGGUCUUCGGUGGCGUCAUCCUGUUCGCCUUCGCGGUCAUGGUCUUCUGCAACAUCUCCGUCGUCUGGGUCCUCAGACGCUCGGUGGCGGGAAAAGAGCAGAUGCAUCCGGUGAAGAAGAAGGCCCUCCGGAUGGUGCUGAUCAUCCUGGCCAUCGUCGUGUCCAACUACCUGCCCGUGGCCCUCAUGCCCUUCGUGUCGUACUACACGUUCGUGGUGUUCCACUGCCAGAUCAGCGUCAGCGUGUUCUCCAUCAUGGACUUGAGCAGCAGCAUCGAGCCGCUCGUCUACAUCACCAAGAUGGACCGCGUAGACGGAAGAUGCUGCGGCCGGUGUUUCUCUGAUAAAACGCAUGAUGUCCAGGUGUGA
Anarrhichthys ocellatus (wolf-eel) is the source of this 909-nucleotide messenger RNA. Its product is annotated as P2Y purinoceptor 1-like. The record is from RefSeq and is a predicted model, not a curated record. Bases 1 to 909 code for a protein of 302 amino acids. NCBI's taxonomy places the organism in Eukaryota, Metazoa, Chordata, Actinopteri, Perciformes, Anarhichadidae. Gene Ontology annotation, biological process: phospholipase C-activating G protein-coupled receptor signaling pathway; positive regulation of Rho protein signal transduction. Gene Ontology annotation, molecular function: G protein-coupled receptor activity. Gene Ontology annotation, cellular component: plasma membrane. The transcript is spliced from 2 exons.